UCUCAAAAAAGACAAAAAUAAAUAAAUAAAAGAAUACCUCCCCAAAAAUGAUACAAGAAAAGAUUCACCUAAAUCUGUUCACAGCUGUCUGCAGAGCUCCUACUGUGUGCUGAACCUGAGGGUACACAGGGUACGGACACGUUUGGAAGGUGAUUACAGGCCAGGUUUCCACACUUUUUGGUCCAGGCAAACCCAGACGAGCCAGCUGGCUCAAGGACUUGGCAGCUGCGCUAUGACUGAACAGAGCCUACGUUCGAACCCACGGCUGCAAGACUUAGGAGCCCACGACGGGAUCUGCCGUGGUUCACUGCCCCAGGGAGUACUGAAUGAACGACAGAGGGCGUGGCCCCGAGCAUCCGCCGCUGAACUGCCCCGCCCUGGCCUGCGACAUCCUCCCACCCGCAUGGACUGCGCUGCAGCGCCGCCCAGCGGGGAGCCCCAGUUCGGUGCCAGCGCCCGCGCCAGCGAAGCGGAGGAGGCCGGCGCCCUAGGCGGGGCAAAAUUCCUCCCAGCGCAGCGAGGACCGGAGGGCAAGGCCAGCGCGCGCCGGCGGGCUUGCGUCCGGGGCACAGACGCGACGGGCCCGCACGGGGCGGGGACCGCGCGCGCGGCUGCUGGGCCUGCGGCUGUGGGGCGGCGAAGAGCGCUGGCGACCACUGAAGAUCCUGGGGGCCUUCGGGGUCCGGGCUGCGCCUGUGCCCGCGGGAAGGCCGGGCGCUGCCCACACACAGCCCCUGCUCCAGGCCAGCCCCGCAGGGAGACUACCGGGGCGGUGGUAGGUGGGCGGGGCCGGGUCGGGGGCUGCCGUGGGCUGCCGACAGGCAGCGCGCAGGGCAGCCCUCGGCAGACGGCCAAUGGCGGCGGCGCUCUGGGCGCGGGGGGCGACUCGGCGCUUGUUGGCGGCGCUGCAAGGCCAGAGCCUACGGCUCGCGGCUGUGGCAUUUGGCUUUAUGUCCCGAGUUGCCCUACAAGCAGAGAAGAUGAAUCAUCACCCAGAAUGGUUCAAUGUAUACAACAAGGUCCAGAUAACUCUCACCUCACAUGACUGUGGUGGAGUGACCAAAAGAGAUGUGAAACUGGCCACGUUUAUUGAAAAAGCAGCUUUUUCUGUGUGAUUUGUUCCAAAAUACAUGUAAAAUCUUGUACACAUCUUAGCUGCAAUGUAUGUUGAAGGAAAUUUAUGUGAACAAAGUUGUUCUUUUUGUUUUUUUUUUCCCAGACAGAGUCUUGCUCUGUUGCCCAGGCUGGAGUGCAGUGGCCUGAUAUCAGCUCACUGUAACCUCCACCUCCCGGGUUCAGGCUAUUCUCCUGCCUCAGCCUCUUUAGUAGCUGGGAUUACAGGCAUGCACCACCACGCCUGGCUAAUUUUUGUAUUUUUAGUAUAGACGGGGUUUCACCAUGUUGGUCAGGCUGGUCUCGAACUCCUGACCUCGUGAUCCACCCACCUCGGCCUCCCAAAGUGCUGGGAUUACAGGCGUGAGCCACCACGCCUGGCUGUUGAGUUGUUCUUAAGGCAUCAUAUCUAGAAGCAAAAAAAAAAAAAAAAAAGAAAAAUAACAAUUUAUGUUGUGUGAAUUUAGUUUGCCUUUAUAUAUUACAUUUGGUAAAAUCAGUGCUUAAAUAUGCAAUGAUUUAAACU
Molecule: messenger RNA, 1639 nt
Organism: Cercocebus atys (sooty mangabey)
Lineage: Eukaryota; Metazoa; Chordata; Mammalia; Primates; Cercopithecidae
Gene: PCBD2
Product: pterin-4 alpha-carbinolamine dehydratase/dimerization cofactor of hepatocyte nuclear factor 1 alpha (TCF1) 2
Exons: 3
Coding region: 233-1045 (270 amino acids)
Biological process (GO): tetrahydrobiopterin biosynthetic process
Molecular function (GO): 4-alpha-hydroxytetrahydrobiopterin dehydratase activity
Source: RefSeq, a predicted model, not a curated record